UGUCCCAAACAUUUUGUCAAGGCAUUUUAUUUGCCUAUAUCAUUAUAUAGCACUGCUAUGUAUGUAUAUGAAAUAAUAAUACAAUGAAAUGUGAGAAAUAAAUGUGGAGUAUAAAACUGAGAACCUCAAAUCAUUGAGUUAGGGGGAUGGGUCUUGACAGUAUUUAAAUGAGAACAUCUGUGUUGUGUAUUUCAGUUACUACAGCUUUCACUUCAGGUGUGCUCAGUUAAAACUUUUAUUGCUUUUAUUUUUGGUUUCUUAAUUUCCACCUUGUGAGUCUGAAAGUGAUAUGAAGUUGUAAGAUUUGGAUUGUAGACUUUAAGGCCAUGUUUGGAUACGAGAUGUACCUGGUUCUCAUCCUGAGUCAGUUUCAUUUUUUGACACCUUUGCAUCUUGAUUUCUAUCCCUGUGAAAACCAUAAUACUAACAAUGAAGUUUUAAAUGUCAACUGUCAGCGCAGACGUCUGGCUAAAAUCCCUAAAUUCGAAUCCCUCUCAAUCAUAUCACUCAACUUGGAUGAAAACCAUAUACGGCAAAUUAAAAGUGAUGCUUUCUCUGGCAUGCCCAAUCUGAUGCAUCUCAGUUUGAUGUGGAACUGUGUACCAGAUCUUUCCAAAGAGAAGAGGCGGACUUCGUGUGACCUAACAAUCCACCCUGAUGCAUUUGUCGGCCUUCAGAAACUAACCUCACUCCAUUUAGCAGGGAACAGCCUGAAGACCAUUCCUCCUCUUCCAGAACAGCUUGCAGUCCUGGGACUUGAAUUUAACAAUAUUUUUCAUAUUGAUAAACCUCUAGGUACACCACGACUGAAACACCUACUGCUAAGCAAGAACUGUUUCUACGCCAACCCGUGUUAUCAGUCACACUUUAUCGACCCCCUUGUGUUUCAAGAGCUUCCUGAACUUUCGAAUCUUACUCUGAGUUACAACAAUGUCACAAUUGUUCCCCCACAUCUUCCACUUUCACUAGAAAGUCUAGACUUGGGAGAGAACAAGAUCACUGCUAUUACUAAAGAAUCCUUUUUAAAUCUUACACGCUUGCGUCACCUUAACCUGGGGUGGAACUGCCAAAGAUGCGAUCAUGCUUCCGAGCCCUGUUUCCCAUGCCCAAACAACCAAUCCCUGGAUCUGCAUCAAAGUGCAUUUUCGGAUCAGAGAGACUCUUUAAUUAGUUUAAGUCUAAGAGGCAACUCGCUUCGAACUCUUCCUCGGUACCUCUUUGCUCAACUGCAGAAACUCCAGGAGCUCGAUCUAUCUGACAAUUUGUUGGCCUACACCAUACAGAAUGGCACCUUUUACGAGGAGCUCCGUAGAGUUGUGUCCCUCAAUCUUCUUUAUAACUAUGAGCCCCUGAACACCUUCUCCGAAUUGAUCCUAUCACCCUCCAUAAAGAAGAUGACAGCCCUUAGAGAGUUGUAUCUGAGUGGAUUAUUCUUCAGAGUGCUAUCAAACCACAGUCUCGCACCUCUAUCCAAACUGCCGAGACUCGUGUAUCUGGAGUUACGUAUGAACUUUAUCUGCUCUGUUAACGUCAGCGCAUUCAGCCAGCUGAGAACAUUAAGGAGAGUGGGCCUUUCCCAAAACAUGCUUGCAUUUAAUCCAUGUAUUCCAUUUUGCAUGUCGAAAGCUAUCCCGAAAUACCUAUCCCACCGAGGACAUCAAAAACACGAACUUGACCUACAGUUUGAAAAACUCAGUCUACCUAACACAGAACUGUGGUUGAACACUGUGCUGAGCUCCAAAGGGGGGGACUACUGUCCCUUAUAUUAUUCAAUGUGGCAUUUAAAAAAAGAAAUAUGCUCUAAACACCUGAUGUUUGAUCUGUCUCAAAACAACAUCCCAUGGCUGAAUUCAAGUACGUUUAUAGGCAUGGAAGAGGCUGUAUGCAUAGAUCUGUCCUACAACUACAUCAGUCAAUCGUUAAAUGGCCAGCAGUUCUCACAUCUAAGCAAACUAGCAUACCUUAAUAUGGCACACAACCGCAUUGACCUGUACUCCGACAGAGCGUUCCAGGAGCUCAGUGACACCCUUCAAGUUCUUGACCUCAGUAAUAACGAAUUCCACUUUGCAAUGAAGGGUAUGGGACAUCGCUUCACAUUCCUGUCCCAUCUGUCUUCUCUUCAAAUGCUGAGUCUAGCCAACAAUCACAUCGGUCUUCGAAUCUCUAACAUUCUAAAAAGUAAUUCGCUGAAAUCUCUUAUUUUCUCUGGAAAUCGUUUGGACAUAAUGUGGGACUCUAGGCGUAAUGAAUACACAAGUUUCUUUCAGGGUCUUACCAACCUUACGCACUUGGACAUUUCUGAAAACAAGCUAAAAUCGUUUUCUCCGGAAGUAUUUGUCAAUUUGCCUCCGACGCUCAGGGUGCUACGGGUGGAUUCCAACAUGCUUAGUUACUUCCCUUGGGGGAACAUUUCAGCUCUCAAAGACCUCUGCUACCUAAAUCUAAGUGAAAACAUGCUUUCAUUCUUACCCAGUAAUCAUUUUGAGCUCAAUCUCAUAAGUCUGGACUUAAGUCACAAUCGACUAAUUGCCAUACCAAGGGCUUUUUUUAGUCGGGCUAAAUAUCUCAAAGACCUAAUGCUUAACCACAACCAGCUGAAAUUCCUCAAUGUGCAAGCUCUUCCCUGGUCAUUCCAUAAAACACAUACAAUCUGCGGUUCUGAAAAGCAUAAAAACGCAUCCUGCAAACUUGUGCUGCAUGCCAAUCCAUUUACUUGUAGUUGCGUUACAUCUGAGUUCGCCAAAUUCCUGAGAGAAACCAAUUUAAAUGUCCCACAUCUCACCACACACAUUCACUGUGCCUAUCCCGAGUCACUGGCUGGUGUGAAUGUCCUCUCGAUAGAUCUCCGCUCAUGCCAGGAAGUAUAUGGGAGCUUCGCUUUUCUGUGUACGUCACUGUUGACAUUGGCAGGGACGAUCAUUCCCCUUCUGAAGCAUCUCUACGGUUGGGACCUGUGGUACUGCAUCCAGAUUCUGUGGACUGGACACAAGGGACACACUCCAGCUAAUGGUAACACAUCAGAUAGCCACUAUGAUGCAUUUGUUGUUUUUGAUACAAGUGACAAGGCGGUCAGAGACUGGAUCUACAAUGAGAUGAUUGAGAGAUUGGAGCACAGGGGUAGAUGGCGCUUCCGACUAUGCCUGGAGGAACGCGACUGGCUCCCGGGAGUUUCGUGCAUAGAGAAUCUCCACAAGGCGGUUUACAACAGCAGAAAGACAGUGUUUGUCCUGACCAGCCCUAGUGGCUAUUCUCAAGCGAGUGGAGUGGUGAAACAAGCCUUCCUCCUGGUUCAGCAGAGGCUUCUAGAUGAGAAGGUAGAUGUUGCUGUUUUGGUUCUGCUAGACCUUCUCUUCCCCAAAUUCAAAUAUCUUCAAAUGAGAAAACGGCUCUGCAAAAAGUCUGUUUUGUCCUGGCCCAGGAACCCACGAGCGCAGCCUCUAUUCUGGAAUAAUUUAAGUGUUGCCCUUCUCUCUGACAAUGUGAGAGAAUACAACAAAAACGUCACAGAGAGCUUCGUCUGAAAGCCUAAAAAUGACAACUGAAAGUCUAGAUUAAAAAGCUGUAGUGUUGCGCAUCUAUAACAUAACUUGUGCGGACCUGUGCUAUAGUUUGACCUGUUGUUUUCUGCACAUUGAAUAUCGUAUGUAGAAUUUGUAUAUGUGUUUACCAUUUACCAGGAUAAUUUAAUUUAUUUUCUUGAGUAAUUGUAUUUCAUUGCUGUAGUUUUAUUUUAUGGACUUUAUACAAUAAGGUUUCAUUUAUUACCAAGAGUUAACAUGAACUAACAAGUAACAUUACUUUCGUCAUUUAUGUUGAUUUCGACAUUUAUUUUGACAUUAAAAUCAUUCAACUUUUUUCCAUGAAUGUUGUGCUGAUUUACAAGGAAUUAUAGCAUGAACAAUUUUAUUUUUCUUAAAUAACAUUAACAAACAUUAAUAAAUGGCAUUUAAGUAUGCUGUUUAUUGUUAGUUCAUAUGUUAGCUAAUGCUUUAAAUUAAACUGUUAAUACAUCCUCACUGUAAAGUGUUAAAUUUACCUUUAGUUCAUCAUUCAAACAAACGAUUAUCAAUAUUUCCGCCCACACACACUUUCAUUUAGGCUUAAACAGUCAUGUUUCACAGAUCAUAACUUUAUGCUUUUAUUUUUACAUUUACAGUUUCAUUUUAAACAGAAAAAAUACUCAAAGAAGUUUUUGUAAUAAUGUCAUGUAAUAAUUCAGCUGUGUGAAAAGAUAUCUUAAGUGUCAGUAGGCCUGUAAAUGCAAACUAUAGAUAUCAUAUCAUCAGUGAAAGACAAACAUGAGAAAUUAAGCAUUAAAAGAGGAAAUUAGAAAGACUGUGAGUGAGAUUUCAGAGUUUUAUGUAAUGAGGAACUAUUAGCACCUGUUGAACCACAAAAUACACAUACAUUACGCACAACUCUUAUCAGCCUUCUUUUCAUUUUGUUUUAAAUCAUUUUUCAAGCGUACUCAGUUCUUCAGCUUAUCUAAGAAUAUGGGGUGACCAGAUGUCCCUCUCUUCUGUGGACAGUCCCCAUUUUUGGUUGCAUGACUGAAGCAGUCUGAUGAAUGUCCCUGAUUACUGUAUGUUCAAAAGAGACCACAAAGGAAAAUAAUAUCUGUGGUCACAGAUGGUUUUCAUAGUUUUGCUUUUUUGGAUGCGAGAGUUCUGGUGUUCUCAAAAGGCUUAGGUUGAUCAGCAAGACUUCCUCAGUCAACCAACAUCACUAGAAAGAUUGCACUCGCUUUACUAAACAAAUUCUUACAUGAUUUAACACUAUGUAACAAACAAGAAAAACAUGAAGCCCUGCUGGUAUAAGAUAAGGAUUAGGUGUGCUUUUGAAACAAUAAGGUUGUGUAACACAAAUUGCAUUUGGAAGCUGGUAUAAUUCACAAAUGAGUUUAAAUGAGGCCUGAAAGAUGGAGUGUUAUGGAGAAGAAUAAAUGCAGUUGAGGAUAACCAAAACAGAAAAACAAAAUGCAGAUAUUUUCUCAAAGUAAACAAAGACAUGUAAAACUU
This is a messenger RNA of Paramisgurnus dabryanus, 5018 nucleotides long. It is a transcript of the gene tlr9, whose product is annotated as toll-like receptor 9. Lineage: Eukaryota; Metazoa; Chordata; Actinopteri; Cypriniformes; Cobitidae. Gene Ontology annotation, cellular component: plasma membrane. Gene Ontology annotation, molecular function: protein binding; pattern recognition receptor activity. The record is from RefSeq and is a predicted model, not a curated record. Gene Ontology annotation, biological process: toll-like receptor signaling pathway; defense response to virus; positive regulation of interleukin-6 production.